GUGAGGCUGCAAUCCCAUUAGGAUGAGCGAGGUGAGUCGCGCUCGCUGCUGCAACCGGCGUCCCCCUCAAUGGCUUCAUGUCUCAUCACUCUCCUCACGCCCAUGGUGCCAACAUCCAGCUCACCUCCUUCGCCCGGUCUCUGCAAGCCACAUGCCUUCGCUCAUGCUACCAAUUUCUUCCCUGUCCUCUCCUCCCCCCGUGCCCUUUCCUCUGCCUUCAGAGGCCACCACCAUUUUAGGGGUAAUGGUACCAUGAGGAGGAGGAGGAGGAGAUUGGUGGUGAGGGCUGGGCCCCCUAGCACCAACAGCCUUAUCUUUGCCUUCGUGCUCCCGCUUUCCCUCCUCCUCGGCACCAUCUUCACUGCCGCGCGUGUCGCCGACAGGCUCGACGAGAAGUACCUUGAGGAGCUCGCGAUGAAUAAAGCGAUCAUGGAGGAAAAGGAAGCAGAGGAGGAUGAUAGUGACAAGGACGGAAAAGUGGCGGCAGAAGAAGAUGAAAGCAUUUUGCCGGACGAAGAGGAGGGCGUUGCAGCCGUCCCACGUGUUCGGAACCGCCCCAAGCGAGAAGCACAAUUGUAGGCCGCAUGUGAACUUGGUAGACAGCAGCAUAAUUGGAAGGAGCUUGGAUAUGAUUAUAGCCUAUUAGAUGAUAUUUGCUCCAACAAUAAGCACCAAAAACAUAAUUUGCAUGACCGAGCUCCUGUAACCUACAUGGUGUAAAGAUGAAACUCAAUUAUUCACUUAGCAGUUGGCAUUCUCUAACUAGACAACAUAAAUGGAGGAAGCCGAUGUAUAUUAUUUUGUAUAUUUCUUCAGCGUGGCUAAACAGAAGUAUGAGAAACUUAUAUAUAGGAAUAUUGAUAUCAGUUGGUUUUUGUAUGCACCAAUCUUAAGAUCUCAAAGUUCUUCAUAUUUAUCA
Musa acuminata AAA Group (dessert banana) is the source of this 919-nucleotide messenger RNA. RefSeq lists its product as uncharacterized. NCBI's taxonomy places the organism in Eukaryota, Viridiplantae, Streptophyta, Magnoliopsida, Zingiberales, Musaceae. The transcript is spliced from 3 exons. Bases 70 to 579 code for a protein of 169 amino acids. The record is from RefSeq and is a predicted model, not a curated record.